Spizellomyces punctatus DAOM BR117 is the source of this 1572-nucleotide messenger RNA. RefSeq lists its product as uncharacterized. Gene Ontology annotation, molecular function: hydrolase activity. The record is from RefSeq and is a predicted model, not a curated record. Bases 92 to 1405 code for a protein of 437 amino acids. The transcript has 4 exons. Lineage: Eukaryota; Fungi; Chytridiomycota; Chytridiomycetes; Spizellomycetales; Spizellomycetaceae.
UUGGUGUGAGAGUGCGUACCUUCAUCGUUCUCGUUUUUACAAACAUCGUUAUAUCAUUCUACACGCCUCCCGAACGAGAUACUCUCGAAACAUGUCAAACGACACUGAAGUCGAAGACAGUCUAACCCCCAUCGACGCACCGACCAUCCCGGCGUCCCCACCGCCGACCCGCACCGAGCGCCUCCGAGUCCUCCUCACCAUUCUCCCCCUCGUCGCCUCGACAACUCUAAAACACCUGACGAUAGGUCCACCCUACCCCACCUGGCCGCUCAAACUCCACCUCAUCCAACAGCUCGUCCGAAAUGCAACAGAAAUCUCGAUGAAAAAAGCAGCAAAAGGGCAUGACCCCCAGUCCCCACUCUCAAAGGAAACUCUUGUACGCCGCGCCGUUGCAAGCCGAACACGCGGCGAAACCCUCUUGACGCAAAUGAAAUUGGAUCCUAAACGCGUUGAUAUCCGUCCGUGGAGUCUUGAUCGCACCAUUGUGGACCGUUCUGUAUGGACUACUCGGACUGAAUUAGAUGGAUGUCUUUCUUGGGAGGGGGUUUUGGAGGGGGAGUGGGUUCAGUGGAUUGGAUCUGGUGCUAGAGAUUCUGGAGGAGUGGUCUUGUAUUUGCAUGGUGGUGCUUAUUAUAUGUUGAGUCCUCGGACGCAUCGUAUGACCACUAGUCGGAUUUCGAGGGUGACGGGGUGUCGUGUUCUUGCUAUUGAUUACCGUCUUGCGCCGGAAUAUGCGUACCCGGCUGCCCUCCACGACGCUGUAAUGGCCUACCACCAUCUCACGCAUGACCUCCAUAUCCCUCCAUCCAAGAUUCUAGUAAUGGGCGACUCGGCAGGCGGAGGUCUGACCAUGUCGUUGCUAGUCUGGUUAAAACAGUUUGGUGCCAAGGAAAGUCUUCCCGGUGGUGCGGCCAUGUUUUCACCUUGGCUUGAUUUGUCUAACACAUCCGGUCCGAGUUGGACGGAUGCCAAAUUCGAUUAUUUACCCCCUCAAACGACCGUUCCUCCCACAGACCCGUACAACCCCGCCAUCAUGUAUGCAGGCGGUCGAGAUCUUUACGAUCCCAUCAUGAGCCCCCUAUGGGCUGACCCAGAGAUUUUACAGGGUUUACCUCCGAUACUCAUUCAAUCUGGCUCUAUUGAAUGCCUAGCCUCAGAUUCCAUUGCCCUAUCCCGCAUCCUCCCUCCCCGAAACGCAACCAUCCAACUCUACACAGGCAUGCCACACGUUUUUGUCGCGUUCCCCUUUUUGAACGAGACGCGGGCGGCGUAUUCGGAGCUAGACCGGUUUGUUGCGGAUGUUUUGAGUGGGAGGUUUGUGGGGCGGGGACUGGUUUGGGUGGGGAGAAAGGGACCGUGGGAGGAGCGUAUUGAAUUGUCGAGUGGUAUCAAGGCGAAACUUUAGGCGUAUCUCUUUCUGUUUUGUUGUGUGUUUGGGCGUAUUGUGGCCUCUUAUGUCCUUACCUGAUAAACAUUGUCAUGUAACCUGUCUACUAGGCUCUAGUAUUUGUUUUCUACAUGAAAUGCUUUCUUGUUGCGAAUAACAUGUUGUCAUCAAAAACCCACAAAAAU